AUGCGGUAUUAUGAACAAAGAUAUCCAGAAGUCGACGAGCUCGUCAUGGUCCAAGUCCGCCAGAUUGCGGAAAUGGGUGCAUACGUCAAACUGCUCGAAUACGACAACAUCGAGGGAAUGAUUCUCCUUUCAGAGCUUUCUCGUAGACGUAUCCGAUCGAUACAAAAGCUCAUUCGUGUUGGCCGUAACGAAGUCGUAGUGGUACUUCGUGUGGAUAGGGAAAAAGGCUACAUCGAUCUAUCAAAACGUCGUGUCUCCCCUGAGGACAUCAUCAAGUGUGAGGAACGGUACAUGAAGUCAAAAGCUGUCGCAUCGAUCAUGCGGCAUGUCGCGUCAAAGUUGCCAUCUAUGGAUGCAGACGCUGCUAUUUCACCAGAGGACGAGGCGGUGGAGAAGGAGACGAAGAAAGUUAGGCGUGCGGCGAAGAAGGACAAUCCUGAGGAGGCUGCGGCUGCCAUAGCUGCUGAAGAGGCCGCCGCUGUGCCGCACGAUGGCUCGAACGAAGAAGAAAGAUUGGAAAAACUGUAUGAGCAGGUGGCCUGGCCACUUGGUCAUAAAUAUGGACACACAUACGAUGCGUUUAAGCUUGCUUUGACCUGCGCGCCUGAUAUCGAACUGACAUGCUACACCCCUGCCGGUAUCGAUGCCAUCAAAAAGGCCCUGAGGGCAGGUGAAGCACAAAGCAACGAGACGGUGCCGAUCAAAGCCAAGCUUGUAGCCCCUCCACUAUACGUUCUCAGUACAAACGCAACAGACAAGUAUGCUGCUGUUGAUCGUUUAGAACGUGCGAUCGAGUCGAUUCUGAGUACCAUCGAGGGUCAAGGUGGAAACCUAGUUGUGAAGAUGAAGCCAAAAGCUGUCUCUGAGACGGAAGAGCAGGAUCUCGCACAGCUCAUGGCCAAAGCAGGUCAAGAGAAUGCAGAAGUCUCUGGUGAUGAGGAUGACGAGGAGGGGGUCCAGUAG
This is a messenger RNA of Suillus bovinus, 963 nucleotides long. RefSeq names its product eukaryotic translation initiation factor 2 subunit alpha. Gene Ontology annotation, molecular function: ribosome binding; translation initiation factor activity; RNA binding. Gene Ontology annotation, cellular component: eukaryotic 48S preinitiation complex; multi-eIF complex; eukaryotic translation initiation factor 2 complex. The record is from RefSeq and is a predicted model, not a curated record. The transcript has 6 exons. Lineage: Eukaryota; Fungi; Basidiomycota; Agaricomycetes; Boletales; Suillaceae. The coding region runs from base 1 to 963 and encodes 320 amino acids.